GUGGACGAGCGCGCAGAAUAUUCUGGGUUUAUUAUUUGCUAAUAGCUUCCAGGGCAGUUAGCAUGAAGAGAGGGGACUUCAUUCAUUCCUGUUAACUCAAGUCUGGGUUUUGUUUCAGUCAAAGCAACGAUGCCACUCACACCUCUCGUUUACUGGGCUCAACGCCACGAAGAAAUUUACCUGCGAGUGGAGCUAACAGACGCUCAGAAUAUUGACGUCCAUGUGCAUGAAAACGUCCUUCACUUUCGAGCUCAGGGGCACGGUGCAAAAGGGCAGAAUGAAUACCAGUUCAGCCUGGAGUUUCUUUCACCAGUAAAGUCAGAGGUGAGCCACAGGUCCACGCAGCGGCAGGUGAACGUUACCGUGCGGAAAGGCCAGCGAGGCUGGUGGGAGAGACUGACGGUACAGGAGCGUAAACCGGUCUUCCUGGCGCCAGACUUUGACCGCUGGCUGGACGAGUCAGACGCCGAGAUGGAGAUCCGGGAAAAGGAGGAGAAAAGGAACAGGCUGAAGGCUUCAAGAGAUAAAGAAACAGGGUUUCUGAGCCUGAAAACAGGAUUUUUGUUCAUUUACAACCUGGUACAGUUUCUCGGAUUUUCAUGGAUCUUCGUCAACAUGACCGUGCGCCUCUUUAUCUUUGGCCAAGAUUCACUCUACGACACGUUUCACACGAUAGCGGACAUGAUGUUCUUCUGCCAGAUCCUGGCAGCAGUGGAGGUCCUCAAUGCAGCUUUUGGUAUAGUCCGGACGGGUGUUAUUCCGACUCUCAUACAGGUGGUUGGAAGGAAUUUUAUCCUCUUCAUCAUUUUUGGUAGUUUGGAGGAAAUGCACCACAAGCCUGUCGUGUUCUUUGUUUUCUACCUGUGGAGCGCUAUUGAGAUCUUUAGGUAUCCGUUUUACAUGCUGGGCUGCUUCAAUACUGAGUGGAAAACCCUCACAUGGCUGCGGUACACGAUCUGGAUGCCAUUGUAUCCUUUAGGCGUUUUAGCUGAAGCUGUUGCGGUGAUACAAUCCAUUCCCAUCUUUGACGAAACUAAACUCCUGAGUAUUCCUCUCCCGAAAUCCAUCGGCACCUCCGUCAGCUUCUCGUACUUCCUGCACAUCUACCUUGUUCUCAUGUUUUUGGGGCUCUUUACCAACUUUCGGCACUUGUACAAGCAGAGGAGCAAGCGCUUCCGAACCAAAAAGCGCAAAGCAAACUGAGACUGAGCGUCGACAGCUUUCGUCGAACGCCUUCGCUGCCUGCUUGGAAACAUCUUAAACGAUCACCGUGUUCCAAAACCCUGCUCUGGUGACAUCAGUUCAGGUUUUAUCAUGCAGUCAUCUUUAACACGUUUCUCAAUAAAAUGGCUUCCUCUUUCGUUAACACCCAACAGAUGAUGCAGUUUUUCAUCAUUGCACAACAGUCACGUUUGCUUAUAUACCAGACAGUAGCUGCUGUAAGCCAUCGAAAGUGAUGUUCCGUGUGACACUGUAUUACUUUUUAUUUUGUUUCAAACCACUGAUAAUUUUGACUUUGUUUGCAUUGAAACAUUCAGCGUUUCGUCAUUUCAAAGAGGGUUACUGGUGCGUGAAUGAAGAACUUAACAAUAUCCUUGAACGCUUGGUUAUUAUUCUGGAUUUCUGAACCGUUCCACAAAGCUCAGGGAAAAUCCUCCUGCUAAAAUACAGAAAGCUUUUUGUGUCCCUUAAGCUCAACAAUAACCUUUGUUGGUUUCCCACUCUGCUGUUUUAUUGUUUUGAAAGUCACAGUAACAAUAACAGUCGUUUCACUGGUUUCCUGUAAAUGUGACACCUAUCUGACACUGAAUAAAAAUGAAAUUUAACUCUG
This is a messenger RNA of Mugil cephalus (flathead mullet), 1831 nucleotides long. It is a transcript of the gene hacd3, whose product is annotated as 3-hydroxyacyl-CoA dehydratase 3. Gene Ontology annotation, biological process: sphingolipid biosynthetic process; fatty acid elongation; very long-chain fatty acid biosynthetic process. Gene Ontology annotation, molecular function: 3-hydroxyacyl-CoA dehydratase activity. Gene Ontology annotation, cellular component: endoplasmic reticulum membrane. Lineage: Eukaryota; Metazoa; Chordata; Actinopteri; Mugiliformes; Mugilidae. The transcript has 11 exons. Bases 130 to 1203 code for a protein of 357 amino acids. The record is from RefSeq and is a predicted model, not a curated record.